Messenger RNA from Exophiala bonariae, 1410 nucleotides. RefSeq lists its product as uncharacterized. The transcript has a single exon. NCBI's taxonomy places the organism in Eukaryota, Fungi, Ascomycota, Eurotiomycetes, Chaetothyriales, Herpotrichiellaceae. The coding region runs from base 1 to 1410 and encodes 469 amino acids. Gene Ontology annotation, biological process: positive regulation of mitochondrial translation. The record is from RefSeq and is a predicted model, not a curated record.
AUGCGGCCAGCUUCUUUCCGGUUAUCACUUCCGGGGAUCAACAGCUUUACCUGCAAUAAUUCUCGAAGGACAGCCCUUGGUGUGUUAAAACAGCCGACCUUUCGACCACUUCACGCCUCUCCAAUCUUCCAACGGCCUCGUCGCCGUGAUUUCUUUUCUUCAAAUCCCUCACUAUCAACCACAAAAGCCAAUGGUACAGACACUUCAAAGGAUGUCGCAUCGGACAAUGCUGGUUCCGUCCUAGCCUCGAAGCGUAAGACUGCCCGCACCCCUGGAACCAAGACUUCGCUUCGAAGAGUUGGACUUGAGGCUCAGAGAACAAAAGCUGGGGUCUUAGAACAUACAGGUGGUCGCAACCAAGAGGAGCUCGUCGUUGCGAAACUUGUGACUGCCUAUGCUGUUGCCGAACAAUACGACUUGGCCAAAGUGGUUGAGAUAUUACGUAGCAAAGGUUUCGAGCCAGAUCCUCUCGGGACAGGUCUCUCACAGCAAGUUAUUCAUGUGCAAGUUCCCAUCUCUUCUAUAUAUCGUUCAACCAACCCUUCCGCGCGAGACCUCUCGGCUACCGAUGUGGGCGACAUAUUUAUAUUCCCCUCUGGAACCCUGGUAACAUGGGCACUUCCGGAGGGUUUCACCUCGUACUUUGCAACGAGAACCCUUCUUCCAGCUGCUCAAAAUCCCCACAACGAGCCCGUUGAGACAGAAGACUUGGACUAUAUUGAAGAUCCGACGCGAGAGCAAAGCACCAUUCGUGGGGACACCAUAAUUCUUGGCACAAAGACCACCGACUCAACUGCAACCGAUACAGGCCACCAACCCGUUCCAGGAUAUCAGAGUGUUGAUACCGUGUUGACCAAGAUAGCAUUUUCUUCAGGGUUUGCGAGAAGCACGAAGCUUGCCGUUCUUGAAACCAACCUCUCCACCUAUCUGACCUCAACAGCCGACAUUCCAGCCCUACUGUCUAAAGGCUCUCGACUUCCAUUCAAACUCUCGCGCCCUUUCAUCUUGCGGAAAACAGGACAACUGUUACUGUUACGUGCGCAACUGAACCUCUACUCAGAACUUACUGACUCUCUUCCUGAUUUAUUCUGGGAUUCACGGCACGAACUAAAUCUGGAAAACUAUUAUGACCAGGUUGGCCGUGCCCUUGAUGUUGGCAUUAGGAUCAAGGUACUCAACGAGAAGAUGACCUACGCAGGAGAAAUAGCAACCGUAUUACGGGAGAGGUUGAGCGAGAAACAUGGUUUAUUUCUUGAGUGGACAAUUAUAGUGCUCAUUGCGAUUGAAGUGGGUUUCGAGAUAUUACGCCUGUGGAAAGAAGGGUUUUGGUCAGAGGUGUGGCAGACCCACGACCUACAAAGUGGAAGUGAUGUAGCAGAAGGGGCAGGUAGAGUGUUGGAUGAGAAGUAG